Messenger RNA from Scophthalmus maximus (turbot), 1879 nucleotides. RefSeq lists its product as uncharacterized. Bases 556 to 1137 code for a protein of 193 amino acids. The transcript has 8 exons. NCBI's taxonomy places the organism in Eukaryota, Metazoa, Chordata, Actinopteri, Pleuronectiformes, Scophthalmidae. The record is from RefSeq and is a predicted model, not a curated record.
AUGUGACUCAUCACCAUAUUGUUAUUUCUCGCCUGUGGUUUGACACUCGGACAGUUUUCUGACUUCAGACCUUGUUUGGUGAUUUUCCCCUAUCUGAUCUUUCUUGCCUGCUUAAACCUGGACCUCCAGAAGACCACGGACAUGGGUGGGUGGGGGGACCCAAACGUAUUUGAGAAGUGAGAGUACAAUUGGUAUAUCAGGCUUAAAAAGAAGAGAGAAAAAAAAAGAGGCCAUUUUUACACUUUUGAGAAAGGAAACGAAUGAAAGAAUGUUUCACUUCCGCCUGAUGUCAUAUGAAAAAGCUUUGUCUCCCAUCUGCGCACCCGACCACGCACGCUGUGGCCACGGGGAGUGUCAGGAGACCGUGCCUGCUGAGGGACAGAGACCAUCCGGAGGGGUUAUCUCCACAGCCAUUAGAAGGAUCCGCGGCGUUGAUGGAGAAACAAUAGGUGAAGCUUUGGAUUUGAACUGGACAAACCUGCUCUGGCAAAAGCACAAAGCAAGCCCCUCUGCGAGAUAACAGAACAGAUCGGAUACUCUCACCAAGUCUACCUGAUGGCGACCAAUAAUUGCAUACCUGUCCAAUUUUUGGAGACAAGCUCGAACGCCUUCUACUUCGGCGCCGAAUCAGAGAGUGAAGUGGAGGCUGACUCUUACACAGAUUCCUUUCACAGCCCCACGUAUAAUCUCCAAUGCAAGGACAACAAAUUCCUGCUGCUCAACAAUGACGGACAAUUCCAACUGCAAGACCUGUCUGCGCAGGAGCAAUACUGCAGGUUCAACAUCCACAUCUACAAUGACUCUUCCCUAGAGCAAAUGCAGGGGAUUUCAGUCAUGCUGUAUACCAACAGAAAUGGCAAGAAGAUAAUGGCAUGCUGCAGGGAUCACAAUGAGAUCUACCCUGAGGCCAUGGACCUUCCACGGGAAAUUGCGGAGGCGGCACACAAGGCCCUGUUCUGCCUGACGAAACUCUCGGGUGAAAAGUACAUGUUUGAGUCCAUCGCGUACCCAAAUAAAUUCCUGGGAUUCGAGCCCGUCGAGGGUCGGCCCUCUCUGAAGAAGCUGGUGCUGCGUAUGAAAGGUCCUGACGGCGUGGACGACUCCUCUGAGGUCAAUUUGAACAGAUGCAAUGAAUGAUUUCGUAAAGUCAUCAUAGUGAAAGCUCAGGGUUUCGAGUUGAUAUUAUCCUUCAUUGUAACAUUUAGAUAUUGAAAAUAACCUUAACCUGAAGCAUAUGGAACCACAGAGUUCAAUAUUAAACAACCACAAUACCAAUUUAAGAUGAAUUCAUUGUGUAAAAUAUAUAAAUGGACUAAGUGGAAAUAGUUAGAAAAACUAAUUUGAAUUCCCUUAAUAUGGAAUGUUACAUGAUUUGUUUUCAUUGUAAGUUUUAUUGGAAAGCAAUUUUACGAAGACAUUUUUAUUUGAAAAAGAAUGUUCUCAGUCUGUUCUCAUUUCAUUGACUUCUUUUUUUCCCAAACGGCACUUAUUCAUAUUCAUAUGUGUAGAUUGUCAUUCACUCAGGUCAGUUUUCCUGAUUCUCUACACAACCCAAAAAAAAGUAUAUAAAGCUUUACUGUUACAACUGCCAGAUUAUCUUACAUCACUCAUUUCUGUUAACUCCGGGAACUACAGAACAAGAUCCACCAACUAUUUCCCUUUGGACAUUCCCCGUAUUCACACUUAUCUCGGAAAACUGUUUAACUAAUUUGCAGCUUUUUAAAUGGAAUGAAUGACAAACUUGGAGAAUUCGAACAGUUACUAUUGGAACACAAAGUUUUCUAUUCUUGUAUUGUUUUUGUCUGUAAUUUGUCGGCCUCUCCUGAAAAGGAGAUUUUUAAUCCCAAUGCCUGAAUAAAUAAAGAUUAAAUAAAAUAAA